AUCUAAUUGAAAAAGCGACAAGGUACAUUCUUCAAGUCACCUCAUCGUUUACAUCAUUUCGGGCACCCGGUCGACCGGUAGGUUGUGGGCGGGUGCAUGCACAAUGCGAAGAACAAAAUCGAGUGAAUGGCCAGCAUUUCAGCGCUAGUGGCGCCUUCUGGUACGUGUUUUUGACAGUCUCGGUGCAGUGGGGCGGCGCCGCCCCGACAUGCUAGCCUAACUCAAGCAGACCAAAGCGCCACUAUCAAGUUCACGAUCUAGUGGAGAGAAAGACAUAAAGGAGCGGGGCCCAUCGUGCCAGCGUCGCCAGAAAGACCAUCCGGAAGUGCACUCACCGAACAUCACCGAGUACAAUGUCCGCCUUCAAGGUCUCCAUCGUGUUCGCGAUGGUCGCGACGAUGUAUGCCGCCCUAAAGCCACCCCAUGUGGUGCCCAAGACUGCCGACCGCCCCAAGGUGACAUGGAUAGAGACGUGGUCCCACAACCUGCUGUACUUCCUCGUGCAGUGGAUAUGGAUCCUCCCUGCGUUACUCGACCUGUCGGCGGAGUGCACGACGCUGAACAUGCUUGCCCCGCCAAGCUUAUCAGCAUCCUGCGAGAUAGCGCCGUACAUUCCUCAUACCCGGACUGAAUACCUGCUAGCUGGCAUGGGAGUCGUGCUGGCCGGCGUCUCCAUUCGAAAGUGGUGCUACAGGACGAUGGGUUGUAUGUUCACAUUCGAGUUUGCGAUUCAAAGGGACCACACGCUCAUCACGGAUGGUCCGUACGCCUGGGUGCGUCACCCCUCGUACACGGGAGGCAUUGUUCUCCUAGCGGGAUGCUGUAUAGCGUAUGGUCCGUGGGCGUGGACGGUGGAGAAGACCGGUCGUCUGGUAUGGAUUUCGAUCGGCCUAAGCACGCUGUGGAUCGUCUUCUCGCUGUUGGCUGUCGGAGUAAUGAUUAGUCGGUGCAGGGUGGAGGACGAAGGUCUGAGGAAGAAAUUUGGUGUGCAGUGGGACAGGCAAACCAGUGGGAGACUCGGAAACCCUCCCGGAGGCAGGAUAACGUUAUCGUCAUCGACGGAAGUUGCUAGGCCAGUAGACCGGCGGCGAGCGUCUAUUCUAGCUACAGCCUCAUCCAUGACCAUGGUGGUCGACUCGGCCGCCAUGGACUGCGACGCGACGAUGAGCUGCGUCGACACCGCUGAGCCGUUCAAGUUCGUCACGCCAUCCAAGUCUAAGCGCCCUCGCUCGCCUGCCAGCGCGUCACCCUCCUCGAACUCGUUCGGCCGCCCACACGUCCGCCAGAAGACGUCCACCAUCCUCGCGCGCUUCUCCACUAUCGCGCUCUCCGACGACCUCAGCGACGCGGACCACGCGGCGCUCGACAAGGACGUGCUCCAGCUCCAGCUAUCUCUCCCACUCGACCUCGAGGGCGCCGCCACUCUCCUCACCUGGAUCGUGCACUACUCCGCAGGGAAGCUUGACCACAGAUACGUGUACCUCCCGCUUGCGAGGGACCUGGUGAGCGCGAACCACGACCUGAAAGAGGCGCUGGAAACUGCAUGGGCAACCAAGUCCUUCAAAACCAUUCGGAAUCUUCCCAUGCUAAGGUCCUCAGACGCGCCUAUCCGCCCUUCAUGAGACGCAUAUACAUACUCCAACACCGUUUAUUCCCCCGCGAGCAUACUCGAAGCAUACUCAAUAAUCCGCAAUACCACAGGUCGACAUGAUGCGACCAGACUGUCUAUACCGUAUCACCAGAGCCGUUUACCCGUAUAUCCUGUUCGACUGAAGUUUCUGUUCUUCUUUUUAGACCCCCCUGCGUCUCUGACGUACUUUGGUAUCUUCAUGCUUUUUGUACGCGUUCUGACACGCUGUCCUCAGCAAUGUCAAAUUGUUAAUGGC
Molecule: messenger RNA, 1886 nt
Organism: Coniophora puteana RWD-64-598 SS2
Lineage: Eukaryota; Fungi; Basidiomycota; Agaricomycetes; Boletales; Coniophoraceae
Exons: 6
Coding region: 354-1622 (422 amino acids)
Biological process (GO): C-terminal protein methylation
Cellular component (GO): membrane
Molecular function (GO): protein C-terminal S-isoprenylcysteine carboxyl O-methyltransferase activity
Source: RefSeq, a predicted model, not a curated record